UCUAAAAGUCCAAGCGAUUUCCAAAUCUAGUCUUCCAACUACCGAAUCGGCCAGGGCAUGCUAUUCCUCCAGGAUCGAAAACCCUAUCUCUGAACGGUGUUGCCGUGCUCCCAACUAGAGUACCAGGCCGCCGUUGAGAAGGAGAAGAAAGCGUUAGGAGCUCAGGGUCCUAUCGUGUAUCCUUCUUAGGCUGCAUCCAUGCAAACCCUUACUUAUCGUGCUGAGCAGUUGAAUUUCCCGCUCGGCCAGCGCCGAGGUGUAUCGAAUCUGGCGAACUUCGCUCUAGACCUGUCCUGGGCCAGAGCAGAGACGGAUUGUGCUCUGAGUAGCACAAGGGCGUAUCCCUCUCCGCCCAUGUCAGGGUCUCCACCACCACUCCCGCCCAAGCCAAACCCAGAGGUCGGUGAUCGAGGUCAGGGAGGCUAUCAGCCUGUUAGUCAUGAUGCGUAUCGGCCAAGCUCAACAGUUCCAGGAGGCGAGUAUCGAACACAACCACCGCAACCACCAUUAUUACCACCAACUACCAGCGCCCCUAGAGGGUAUAUCCCAGAGGGUCCGGAACGGAUGCCGUAUCCAACCUAUCAUCGCCCAGACGAAACGAUGGGAAGACCAAUGUCCUACACCCAGCAACUACCGGGCCCGAUGGCUCCCCAGCCUCAGUAUCCGCUCCCACCCGUAGUUGGACCCAGCCUUGGACCAUCACCUUACGCACUACCAGGCAACCCCCCAGGAGCUGAUAAUCCGCCCUUUACCUCGCCCAAAUCCCAAAGGAAAACCAAGGGUCAUGUGGCUUCGGCAUGUGUGCCCUGCAAAAGAGCACAUUUAAGAUGUGAUGCCCAGCGACCCUGUUCUCGAUGCCUUAGCAACGGCAAGGAAGAUUCCUGCGUCGAUGUUCAACAUAAAAAGCGCGGCCGACCUCGAUUACGUGAUGACAACCAACCUCGAUUUGACGCCGGAGCGAGAUUCCCUCAUCCAGCCGACCCUUCUUCCAUGCGACGACCAGUCUCCCUCUACUCACCGAUUAGCGCAGUUUCUGCCUCCUCAUACGAAGACCCCCUCCGAAGAAGCCAUUCUUACAGAGUUCUAAAAUCCCAGCCGAGCGAUCCCAUCGCACCUAGAUAUCUCGAACGUGGAUCAGCCGCAGAUGCAAACAUCUAUCCUGCCCCCCUAUCCAUACCCACACGUGCACCCGAACCAGUAGCAUUCCUAACUAUGGAUUUUGAGAUUUCCAAGGCGUCGAGUACUUUUGUUGAGGCAGUGGGAUCCAGGUCGAUCUUAGGUCGAAGGUUGUUGGAAGUUGUCAGUCCGAACGAGCGCGACAGAGUCGUUGCACUUCAAAGGUCUCUGCAAGAUGAGCAGACUAGGAAGGAACCGAAUUAUCUCCCGCCAAUCUUUGGAAAACAGGAGACCGAGAGAGUAAUACAGGCUUUACCAUUCAGCCCUGAAUCGAUAUCGAGGUUCCAACUAGAUCGCCAGGAUUUCUUCUCGUUCAUGUCUGCAGAUGGACAGCAGCGGUCGUACCCGAUUCGUAUCGGGCUUGCGAAAGAGGAUUCGAUAUACUUCAUCGUGUUGCUGAUAAGUCGUCCAGUCCAGCCAUUCCCACAUCCUUCGCCCUCUCCUCACGCUCGAGAAUUCUCAUAUUCUUUCCAACCUCAACCAUACGCUCAGUUGACCCCUGUUUCCGGCUCUUUCGAUCCUGGGCGGCCACGGUUCGGAGAAUCACCUCGUGAGGGGGGCUAUACGCCACGGCAACCACCAACACCCGCACCUCUGGCUUCGGGUCUCACUCCUGGUGUGAGUCCCAACGUCCCUUCUUAUUCUGCUGCUGGACCUGUGCGAAUAGAACCCCAACCAGGUCCCUCUCAUCACAUCCCAAGAAGCGAACUUUCCAUGGCUCGGCCGCCUCAGCAGGUGGAAUAUCAACUGCCUCCCAUUCGUGGACCGGGACAGCCCGGUCCCUCGGGGGAAGCGUCCGGUUGGCAGCGAGAUGACCGAUCAGGACGUGUCGACAUCGGUGGAUUAAUAGAAAAGCCCGACCCUUCAAGACGAGGGCGGUAGCGGUUGGUCGACAUUGGAAGAACAACAAAACCCAUGGCUAUGGGUUAGUUCGACUUUUUUCUUCGCGGGCUAGUUGCCUUCGACGUCUGCUCGCGAGAUUAAUGUUUCAUACCACACAUCAUUCAUACUCGAUUUGUAAAAUAUACCCAUAUCGCGCAUCCGUCAUUUUCAGUCGCGCAGGAUACCAUGUACAACAUAAUGCAUCUUUCCAUCUACAUAUCAUACCUCCCGUCAUUACACGGCUUCUGAUUUUUCCAGGGCUGUUUUAAUAUUAGCAUGAUCCCGUGGUCCCUUUUCGCUGCCUUGAGCUAGCCGUCUGGACUCGGAUUCGAUUCCUGAUUUUUC
Annulohypoxylon maeteangense is the source of this 2403-nucleotide messenger RNA. RefSeq lists its product as uncharacterized. Lineage: Eukaryota; Fungi; Ascomycota; Sordariomycetes; Xylariales; Hypoxylaceae. The transcript is spliced from 3 exons. Gene Ontology annotation, biological process: regulation of DNA-templated transcription. The record is from RefSeq and is a predicted model, not a curated record. The coding region runs from base 199 to 2058 and encodes 619 amino acids. Gene Ontology annotation, molecular function: DNA-binding transcription factor activity, RNA polymerase II-specific; zinc ion binding.